Rhodofomes roseus is the source of this 1801-nucleotide messenger RNA. RefSeq names its product feruloyl esterase-like protein. The transcript is spliced from 14 exons. The record is from RefSeq and is a predicted model, not a curated record. Lineage: Eukaryota; Fungi; Basidiomycota; Agaricomycetes; Polyporales; Fomitopsidaceae. Bases 148 to 1584 code for a protein of 478 amino acids.
GUGCUCUUCGCUUCAUUGGCUCGUCUACCUGUGGCCUUCGCCUGGGAGGCUCAAUGCGGGUCGUUCUCGCUUCAAAACGUACCUGGCGUUAGUCUUGUCAACACCAGCUACUAUGAGGUUGACGCGCCUGUCAAUAUUACGACAAACAUGUCGAGCAUCAAUGUAGCGGACUUGCCCGCAUUCUGUCGUGUGGAGUUGUUGGUCACAACAAACGCGACCGCGAACUCUACGUGCUCUACAGAAGUCUGGCUUCCAGAUAAUUGGACGGGUCGCUUCCUGACGGUGGGCGACGGAGGUUUCGCCGGUGGAGUGAACGUUGCGGAGCUGGGGCUCCUUGCCGUCGCACAAGGCUUUGCGGGAGUAUCGACGGAUACCGGGCAUCUCUCGACUGAAGGCAGUGGCUCGUGGGCCCUUGACGAUGAUAAUGCGAUCAUCGACUGGGCAUGGCGCGCCUUACACCUCAGUAUCGUCGCCGGAAAAGAAAUCGUACGUCGAUACUACGGACAGGAGAUCAACAAGUCAUACUACAUCGGAUGUUCGACAGGCGGUCGGCAAGGUCUCAAAGAAGUUCAGUCAUUCCCCGAUGAUUUUGAUGGUGUUGUCGUCGGGUCGCCAGCGAACUGGCAGACACACUUGCAAGAUUGGGGAAUUCGGAUGAGUCUGAAUGUCCUCCCUGCCGAAUCACCAUCAUUUAUCAAUGCAUCUACGUGGUCAAAUGUCAUUCACCCUGAGGUUCUCAGGCAAUGCGAUGCACUUGAUGGCUUAGUCGACGGCAUCAUCAGCGAUCCUAGGAUUUGCAACUUCCGGCCGGAGACCCUGACCUGUCGACCAGGUCAGGACAUGGCAACAUGCCUUACGCUACCGCAGAUAGAUGCUCUCCACAACAUCUAUUCGGACUACUACGAGGCCAAUCAGACAUGGAUUUUUGGGCCGUACUAUCCAGGCGGAGAGGAAGCGUUCCCGGAUGGACUUGUGGGCAAUACAACGCUGUCCAUUGCACUUGACUGGUUCCGAUACUUUGUGCUGAAUGACUCGACGUGGACGAUUGAUCAGUAUGACCCGUCCUUAAUCGCGCUUGCCGAAGAAAUUAACCCCGGGCAAGCAAACGCAAUCAGCCCCAACCUUACCGCGUUCGCGGGGUCGGGCAGGAACGGCAAACUCAUGCAGUACGUUGGCUGGGCCGAUCAAUUGAUCAGUCCAGGCAAUUCGAUCCACUACUAUGAAAGCGUUCAUGCGUUCAUGACCUCCAAUACCGACAUGGAGAUUGAUGACUUUUAUCGCCUGUAUACCAUUCCGGGUAUGAACCAUUGCAAAAACGGGUAUGGUGCCAACGCAUUUGGAAGCGUUGAGCAGGCGUCGAGCGGCAUGCCGCCGAUGUCUUACGCCCCAGAAUACAACAUUCUGGCUGCGAUUGUACAGUGGGUCGAGGAAAACAUCGCCCCGACGACGCUGAAAGGUGUGUAUUACAACAACAACACAGCAAACAGCGGUAUUGGUUUUGUGCGGCCCAUAUGUAAAUACCCGCAGAUGCUUCAAUAUAACGGAGGGAAUCAGACCAGCCCGGAUAGCUUUAUCUGUGCGUAGUGUUCACGUCGCAUUCGUUGCAUUUGUCAUCUGGGAUCCUCCCUUUUGUCCCGCAUAUGUUGUCUUCUACCACCAUUUUGUGGCACAUGACAGCUUGUGAAGACAUACUACAAUCCCAAGCAUCCAAGCUGGUGUCACAUGCAGUACAAAUGUAUGACAGGUGUAAUCAAUGUCAUAUUCCGGGGGUAUCCAGGGCGGCCUCUUCAAGAGUCUUCAC